Messenger RNA from Ostreococcus lucimarinus CCE9901, 996 nucleotides. RefSeq lists its product with no specific name. Bases 1 to 996 code for a protein of 331 amino acids. The record is from RefSeq and is a predicted model, not a curated record. Lineage: Eukaryota; Viridiplantae; Chlorophyta; Mamiellophyceae; Mamiellales; Bathycoccaceae. The transcript has a single exon.
AUGGUCACCAACACGGCGUUCGUGUUCGUGAAACCGCACGCGGUGACGCCGGAGACGCUGGAAGUGGUUCAAACUGAACUCACGCGCGCGGGGAUGCGAAUCACGAGCGAAGGUGAGGUGAGCGCGGAAACCAUCGAUGCGAAUCAGUUGGUGGAUCGACACUACUACGCGAUUGCGAGCAAGGCGACGCUGCUGGACGCGGAACGAUUAAACGUGCCCGAGGAAAAGUUUCGUAAGGCGUACGGAGUGUCGUGGAGUGAUGUUCUUGAGCGAGGAUUGGCGAUGAACUCGAAGAAGGCGUGUGAGAAAUGGAAAAUGACGCCGACGCAGCUGGACGCGGCGUGGCAGCAAGCGAAGAGCGACGGGAAGAUGACGAAGCUCGGUGGGGGGUUUUACUGCGCGAAGAUGAGAGAUUGUUACGUGUUUAACGGGUUUUACAUGACGAUGCGAUCCAAGUUCGUGAAGCCGGGGACGUGCAUUCAUUAUUACGUGGUGGAGUGGGAGAGCGAAAAGAUGUCGUGGGCAAAGUUUCGGGGAGAGUUGUUGGGACCCACGGAGCCAUCGACGGCGCCGGAGACGUCGCUUCGCGGGAUUAUUUAUAACGAUUGGGAAGCGCUCGGUUUGAAAGCACAGCCGACGACCGGAGAGAACGGGGUGCACGCGAGUGCGAGCCCGUUUGAGGCUUGCGCGGAGAUGAACAAUUGGUUGGGGACGCCGUUCGCGGAGACGGCGUUUGGGUCCGUGCUUUUAGACGCUGGGAUCGCGGAAGAUACCGUGAAGGCGUGGAGUGUCGACCCUCAAGUGACGUAUGGCGCGCCGGCGAUGCGCAUCACCGGUUCGCUUUUCGACGCGCUCGAAGAUACGGACGCGGAUUACUGCGCCGCGCUGUGCGAGAUGAUCGGCGCCGACGGCGUUAGCGCAAAGGAUGGUAUUCGUAUCGUCGCUGCGAGCGUCCUAGGCUUAGCGUUAGGCUUCCUGCUUCCCAAGAAGCGGUAG